ACCAUCUCUAUUGCAGGAGGCCAAACCCAUCCACGGUCUAUACUAUAGUGGAUUCCUCGUGAGCGCAGGGGUUUGCGCUGCCGAGAGAAGAUAAAGAUUGUGCGCUAGCUUACCUCCGGAAGCAUCCGUGCACACAUCCACAAUGAUCCUGCUCGAGCCGGAGAAUACUAUCAUCCGUGAGCUGCUGACAUCCCGCUUUGCCAACCCGGCAUCGGUCGAUCAGACGUUCACAGACUUCGAUGGAGUCGCAUACCACAUCGAGUCCACCAAAGCCGGGCCGCUGGCUCUUUCAAUGGACAUCCGCUGCUGGAACGAGCUUGCGCAGUAUGGCGCUAUGGAUAUCAUCAAACGAGAGUAUGGCAGCUAUAUUCGGCCAGAGACGGAAAGCGAAUACAGCCUUACCCUUCAAUUCGAUUACGCCAGCUUGCCGCCCGCAGGUCCUGAGCGCGAUGCACUCAUCCAUUCGGUCUCUCUGAUCAAGCGAAAUGCAAUGGCAGCGCCCUUUGAAAAAGCAUUCGGUAUUCAACGCGAUCUGGAGAAGAUUGCAGAAGGCAACGCGAACCCAGCGGCAGGCUCUGGCGGCACGAGCGCGGGUGACAUCAUGACAAUCAACUACAGAGAUGACGAGGCCAUCUAUGUCAUUCCGGCUGCGGACCGCGUAACUGUCGUUUUUAGCACAACCUUUAAGGAGGAGACGGACAAGAUCUUUGGCAGAGUGUUCCUGCAGGAAUUCGUUGAUGCACGAAGGCAGUCGUCCAUCCAAAAUGCACCGCAGGUCCUGUACUCAAGUCGAGAACCACCAUUAGAAAUCCGGCAGAUCAAGGGUCUGUCACGGGGCGAGAGUGUUGGAUAUGUGACUUUUGUCCUCUUUCCGAGACAUUUCCAGAACGCCGAGGUGACAUUCACGACCGUCAGCCAAAUUCAACUGUUCCGAGACUAUCUGCACUAUCACAUUAAAUGCUCCAAGGCGUAUAUGCAGUCACGCAUGCGACAUCGCGUUGCCGAGUUCCUCAAGGUGCUCAACCGAGCCAAACCGGAGCAGACAGAAAAGGAGCGAAAGACAGCGACGGGCAGGACCUUCAAAAGCAGGGCUUGAGCGCUGUAUUCUAGCUUGCGAGUCUGCAACGCUUCGUUUUGUAACGAGUUCAACCAC
This is a messenger RNA of Tilletiaria anomala UBC 951, 1153 nucleotides long. Its product is annotated as putative ARC35-subunit of the Arp2/3 complex. The record is from RefSeq and is a predicted model, not a curated record. The coding region runs from base 143 to 1096 and encodes 317 amino acids. NCBI's taxonomy places the organism in Eukaryota, Fungi, Basidiomycota, Exobasidiomycetes, Georgefischeriales, Tilletiariaceae. Gene Ontology annotation, biological process: actin filament polymerization; Arp2/3 complex-mediated actin nucleation. Gene Ontology annotation, cellular component: Arp2/3 protein complex; actin cytoskeleton. Gene Ontology annotation, molecular function: actin filament binding; structural constituent of cytoskeleton. The transcript has 6 exons.